GUCACACCCGGCUUAGCAUUGGGGUUCCCUGCUCGCUCAGCAGGGGGUGAGACGCCGAAGUGGUGUGUGAAGACCAGAGUAAUUCUGUGUCCCGAACGCCAUUUGUUCGCCGUAGUGGUGGCAUCAAUAUACGGUUUGUUAAUCGAUUCCACACAGAGCACCGUAACGUCAGGUCAACCACACUUUUCAUCCUGUGCAGCUCCCUGCUCCCUAAGAGAUGGUUAUGGAGAAACCAAGCCCCCUGCUCGUAGGUCGCGAGUUUGUGAGGCAGUACUACACACUUUUGAACAAGGCUCCUGACUACCUACACAGGUUCUAUGGCAGGAAUUCCUCUUAUGUGCAUGGAGGACUUGACAGCAGUGGGAAACCCGAGGAGGCUGUCUAUGGCCAGGCUGAGAUCCAUAAGAAAGUGAUGUCGCUGCAAUUCAGUGAAUGUCACACCAAGAUCCGUCACGUCGACGCUCACGCGACCCUCGGUGAUGGGGUUGUUGUCCAGGUGAUGGGGGAGCUGUCCAACAGUGGCCGUCCCAUGAGAAGGUUCAUGCAGACGUUUGUGCUGGCACCAGAGGGCUCUGCAGCAAAUAAGUUCUAUGUACACAAUGACAUCUUCCGCUAUGAGGAGGAGCUCUUCAACGACUCUGAGGCUGAGCUGGGUGAUUCUGAGGAUGAGGAGGGUGAGGAAGAGCAGCAGGAGACCCAGACCUCCCCUGAGCCCCAGGAGACCCCUUCCAGCGCAGCCUACUAUGAGCAUGCCCCUGUGAGUAAUGGUGUGGAAGAGCCUCAGGAGGAGGUGGUUGCAGAGGCGGAGCCAGAGGUCCAGCCUGAGCCGGAGGCCAAUCAGGAGGCGGGCCCUGAGCCUGUCCCAGAGGCAGAGCCCCAGGUGGAGGAGGUGGUGCCAGAGGAGGAGGAGAAGGUUCCGGAAGAGCCAGAGGAGAAAGUCCCCUCUCCUGCACCUGCUCAGUCUCCACCCCCACAAACACCUGAACCACCCAAGACUUUCUCCUGGGCUUCGGUGACCAGUAAGAACUUGCCCCCUAGCCUUCACACCACUGGGAUACCUCCCCAUGUGGUCAAAGUCUCCAGCCCACAGCCCAGGGUGGAGGUGAAGGCAGAUGCCCAGGCGGCGUUGCCUAGAGACCAGCGGGCUCGUGAGAGGCCGGGCUUCGCCCCAAGAGGAAACCGCCCAGAGGGUGCAGCCUCAGAAUCCAGUGGGAAACCCUACUUCAGUUUCAAAGGGCGUGGGGAUGGAGAGUCAGGUGAGCAGGAGGUGCGCAGGACUGUGCGCUACCCAGACUCCCAUCAGCUGUUUGUUGGCAACCUGCCACACGACAUCGACGAGGGAGAGCUCAAGGACUUCUUCAUGACUUUUGGGAACGUGGUUGAGAUGCGCAUCAACACCAAGGGUGUUGGCGGGAAACUGCCCAACUUUGGCUUCGUCGUAUUUGAUGACUCUGAGCCUGUGCAAAAGAUCCUGGUAGCCAAGCCUGUGAUGUUUCGAGGGGAUGUGCGUCUGAACGUGGAGGAGAAGAAGACGCGCGCUCUGCGGGAGAGGGAGACCCGAGGCGGCGGCGCGGGAGGAGACAUGCGGCGCGGUGGGGGAGCCCGGGGGCCAAUGGGCAACGGCAUGGGCCGCGGCCCGCCUUCCUCCCGCGGAGGGAUUGGCUCCGGCAGGGGUGGCGGCCAGGGCGGAGAAAGCAGAUUCGCCGGUCAGAGGCGCUGAAGCUCCUGCUAGCUUGACCCAUGAUGUUUGACGGAAUGGGGGGAAAAAAGCGACAAAAUCUCCCAACGUUCACAGCGCUCUUUCUUUCUCUCUUUACCCUCUUUCUUUCUUUCUCUCUCUGGAAUGUCCCUGGACUGCCUAACUGCUGCUGCAGAACAAGAGAACCUGAGGAAAAGCCUUUUUUUUCUUUUUUUUUUUUUUCUGUUUUCUUUUUUUAUUUCUGAGGAACAAACAGAACUGGUGAUGUCACUCGGAGGUGGGAGGGGUUUCUGGAUUGGUCAACCGGGAAAGCUCGCACGCGACAGACGCAAAUCAACGCUCACACUCGAUUAAUUUAUUUUGGUAGUUAAUAAUAACGCGAGAUGGUGCCUUAUAACUGUUUUCUCUCUCUCUUUCUCUCUCUCUCCGCCUCCUCCUCUUUUUUUGUUUCUUUCUCCCUGUCUGUGUGCUGUGAGAUGGGUGACACCGCAGCUGUGUGAAUGGUUCAAAAAGAUCAAUGCUGGUAUUCUUGUACGCAUGCACGUUUGUUUGUGUGUGGUUGUCGUUGGGUUGUUCUUGUAAGCAGGUUGAGCUUUUUGUUUUUGUUGUGGUGAAAGGAAGGCUUUUAGUGUACACGUGUGUGUGUGUGUGAGUUUGUGUGCGACCGUUUCAGUUUGUGUGUGUGCGUGCGUGUGUGUGUGUGUGCGUGCGUAUGCGUGCGUGCGUAUGUAUGUUCUGUGAGACCUUACAGCUCCCGCUCGUGAUUGAAUGUUCCGCUCUUUUCUACAGAAAGGUAAAAAAUGUAGGUGAUCUGCAGAGCCCCGCACCUCUUAUCCGCUGGGGUGUCGCACUGCUUCCGGCUCCCGCGCGACCAAUCCCAACUGUGUGUAUGUGUAUGCGUGAGCGUGUCAACUUUCAAUAAAAACGAAACUACUGAGAAACUGCA
This is a messenger RNA of Alosa sapidissima (American shad), 2645 nucleotides long. It is a transcript of the gene g3bp2b, whose product is annotated as G3BP stress granule assembly factor 2b. NCBI's taxonomy places the organism in Eukaryota, Metazoa, Chordata, Actinopteri, Clupeiformes, Clupeidae. The transcript has 13 exons. Bases 218 to 1720 code for a protein of 500 amino acids. Gene Ontology annotation, molecular function: mRNA binding. Gene Ontology annotation, cellular component: ribonucleoprotein complex; cytosol. The record is from RefSeq and is a predicted model, not a curated record.